ACUGCGUUUUCCCGCGAUCAUCACAAACCUUCUCCAUCAAGGACGUUACGAAAUCUACCAACCCAUCCAAUCUUAACCACACAUUAUAAUGGGCAAGCGCAAGAGCUCAAGCAAGCCGCAGGGGCCCAAGAAGCGUGACCCGCUCCCAACCACAUUUACCUGCCUUUUCUGCAACCAUGAGAAGUCAGUCGAAGUCAAGCUCGACAAGAAAGCGGGCUGCGGCCACCUCCAGUGCAAAAUCUGCGGACAGAGGUUCCAGUGCGGAAUCAACUAUCUCUCCUCUCCGAUAGACGUCUACAGCGAGUGGGUCGACGCAGCAGAUGCUGUCGCUGCCGAAGCUCGCGAGAAUGAAAAGUUCCGAGAGGCGAAUCCGGGGGCUAAACGCGCGGGCGAGUCAAGCCAGAGGAUAGACGAUCGGGAAAUUGAGGACGGUUAUGAGGGAGAUGGUAUCGUACCGGAUGAUGAAGAUGACUACGAGUAAUGCGCGCACUGUCUACGGGUGUAUUUGCAUGGACAUGGAUUGGUGAUCAUCGCGGGCGAUAUCAGCUUUACAUCAAUGUUGGCUUCGGUGGGAGGUUGCAUUAUCGACCAGGAUCUGUAAUACUACGAUGUUUCUUGUGUUGACGCUACGUGGUGCGCUAAAAAGGGUGAUUCACAUGGUAUAGUACCUGUCGCCAAAGUCACCAAGGCCGGGUAUAAUGUAGCUGGGGGGUUGGUGAGCCUGGCAUUCGUGAUCGAGGGCAGAAAAAC
Chaetomium fimeti is the source of this 750-nucleotide messenger RNA. RefSeq names its product transcription elongation factor Elf1 like-domain-containing protein. Gene Ontology annotation, biological process: transcription elongation by RNA polymerase II. Gene Ontology annotation, molecular function: RNA polymerase II complex binding. NCBI's taxonomy places the organism in Eukaryota, Fungi, Ascomycota, Sordariomycetes, Sordariales, Chaetomiaceae. The record is from RefSeq and is a predicted model, not a curated record. Gene Ontology annotation, cellular component: transcription elongation factor complex. The coding region runs from base 89 to 481 and encodes 130 amino acids. The transcript has 4 exons.